Messenger RNA from Botrytis porri, 681 nucleotides. RefSeq lists its product as uncharacterized. The transcript has a single exon. The record is from RefSeq and is a predicted model, not a curated record. Lineage: Eukaryota; Fungi; Ascomycota; Leotiomycetes; Helotiales; Sclerotiniaceae. Bases 1 to 681 code for a protein of 226 amino acids.
AUGGAUAUUGUCCAAUUGGAGCAUUUACUUGCUACGCUAUGGGUAAACAAGCAACCUUACCUCCUUCUGUUGGCGUCAAGGGAUAUCCAAAAGCUGGCGAAUCUGAAGACUACGCAGGACUAUGCGCAUUUGCUUGUGAUCUCGAUUAUUGUCCUGACACAGCAUGCGGAAUCGUGUCAGAUCCUCUCUACGCCAAGUGUAUCUCCUUUCGACCCUUUGGCUUGUACUAGUGGGCUCGGAGUUGGCAAUCUAGGUGGUCUUUGCGAUUUUACUUGUAACUUUGGCUAUUGCCCACUGCAUUCAUGUAGUUGUGGUAGUAAAGGAAACCUGGCAGCGUUACCUUCAUACACUCCCAUGGUUGCCAAGCCAGCUUCAGGUCUCGAUGAAUCUACCUACGGAGAUUUGUGUCAAUUUGCUUGCGAGUAUGGGUUCUGCCCACCUGAAGCAUGUGGGACUUCCACAGAAGCAUCGGAAACAGUUUAUGUCGACCAAAUUAUUUUUGUUGAACCGAGUCCAGUAUUUGUAUGCCCACCACCAUGCACGUUUGUUAUGCCAUCAUCAACUAUGAACUCUGAGACAGUUAUAACAUUCCCACCUAUCUCAAAGUCGACAGUUGUUGGUGGAUCUACACUAUUAUCUUGUGACCCCUUCUCCAAGCAGGUCAAUUUUUCUCCUUUAUAG